Messenger RNA from Belonocnema kinseyi, 474 nucleotides. RefSeq lists its product as uncharacterized. Gene Ontology annotation, molecular function: nucleic acid binding. Bases 1 to 474 code for a protein of 157 amino acids. The record is from RefSeq and is a predicted model, not a curated record. The transcript is spliced from 2 exons. Lineage: Eukaryota; Metazoa; Arthropoda; Insecta; Hymenoptera; Cynipidae.
AUGCAGAUUUCUAAGAGAAGCCCUCUAAUAAAGCUGACUCCGUUUUUUGAUGGUCAAAAUCUUCGUGUCGGAGGUCUCUUAAAGCACUCUCUUCUAAUUUAUGGUGAGAAGCAUCCACUGAUUCUAUGUCCUGAGUCUGUUCUCACAACUCUUAUCAUCCGCGACUGUCACCUUCGCUGUCUUCAUGGGGACGCCCAACUGACCCUUGGAACAAACAGUGGUAAUAGGCAGCAACAGCUGAUGAGCGACCUCUCGUCCAUCCGCAUUACUCCACCUGAACGAGCAUUCAUGAACACUGGGGUAGACUAUGCUGGCCCCAUCUAUGUUUGCACCUUCACAGGACGAGGUCACCAUUCCCACAAAGCCUGGAUUUGGAUUUUCGUCUGUUGUGCCUCCCGCUCAGUUCACCUCAAGUUGGUUUCUGAUUAUGCUGCAGAAGCCUUCAUAGUUGAUUAUGUUCUCUUCAUUUCUUAA